Messenger RNA from Sus scrofa (pig), 1871 nucleotides. It is a transcript of the gene RPUSD2, whose product is annotated as RNA pseudouridine synthase domain containing 2. Gene Ontology annotation, biological process: enzyme-directed rRNA pseudouridine synthesis. NCBI's taxonomy places the organism in Eukaryota, Metazoa, Chordata, Mammalia, Artiodactyla, Suidae. The record is from RefSeq and is a predicted model, not a curated record. Gene Ontology annotation, molecular function: pseudouridine synthase activity; RNA binding.
CGCGGCCACGUGGUUAUGUGGCUGGGCGGCCGCUUGUGGCUCCCGGUUCUUAGGCAAGUGUGCUCCAACCUCCGGCGUCUCACCUUUGCCAGGACUUGGGGUGACCGCAGGGACCCCAUGGCGGAAACACUCUCGACCCGGGCCGAGGCCGCGGGCGGGCUGGAGGCCCCGGCUCAGCAAAACGGAGUUGCGGGUGGCGAACCUAGGGAACCGCAAGAGAGCCUGGAGCCUGCGGGCCCUGGAGUGGAGCUGGCCCCGGGAGACGCGAAGCAGGCCUCCGAGAUCGAGGAGCAGGCCCCGGUCGUAGCCCCCGGCCCAGGCAAGCGGAAGAAGCGGCGGGGCGCAACCGGAGAGCGUGUCGUGCCGCCCCCGAAGAAGCGACGGGCAGGGGUUAGCUUCAGCGAUGAGCACUUUGCCGAGACCAGCUACUAUUUCGAGGGCGGCCUGCGCAAAGUGCGGCCCUACUAUUUUGACUUUCAGACUUACUGCAAAGGCCGCUGGGUGGGCCACAGCUUGCUGCACGUCUUCAGCACCGAGUUCCGAGCCCAGCCCCUGGCCUACUACGAGGCAGCGGUCAGGGCGGGCCGCCUGCACCUCAAUGAGGAGCCCGUGAAGGACCUCAGCAUUGUGCUCAAGGACAAUGACUUCUUACGGAACACAGUGCACAGGCAUGAGCCACCAGUUACAGCAGAACGUCGCCUGCUGGCCGAGAACGAAGAUGUGGUAGUUGUAGACAAGCCUUCUUCCAUUCCUGUCCACCCCUGUGGCCGCUUCCGACACAACACGGUCAUCUUUAUCCUGGGCAAGGAGCACCAACUCAAAGAGCUACACCCAUUGCAUCGACUUGACCGCCUUACGUCCGGGGUCCUCAUGUUUGCCAAGACAGCGGCCGUCUCAGAGAGAAUUCAUGAACAGGUUCGGGACCGGCAGCUGGAGAAGGAAUACGUGUGCCGGGUGGAGGGGGAGUUCCCUGCUGAAGAAGUAACCUGCAAGGAACCCAUCUUGGUGGUGUCUUACAAGGUAGGGGUCUGCCGUGUAGAUCCUCGGGGCAAGCCCUGUGAGACAGUGUUCCAGCGACUGAGCUACAAUGGCUGCUCCAGCGUGGUACGCUGCCGGCCACUCACAGGCCGCACGCACCAGAUCCGAGUCCACCUCCAGUUCCUGGGCCAUCCCAUCCUCAAUGACCCCAUCUACAACUCAGUUGCCUGGGGCCCCUCCCGAGGCCGAGGCGGCCACAUUCCAAAGACAGAUGAGGAACUACUUCGGGACCUUGUGGCAGAGCACCAGGCCAAACAGAGCCUGGAUGUGCUAGAUCUCUGUGAGGGCGACCUGUCCCCUGGUCUCAUAGACUCUACAGCACCCUCCUCAGAGCUGAGCAAGGACCAUGUAGAAGAGUUGGCUGCAUCUGCCCAGAAGAUGGAUGGAGCAGUUGAGGCAGCCCCUCAGGAUCUGGACACAGUGCCCUUGGCACUAGGGAAGGCAGCCAAAAUGGAUGUUGUGAAUCAAGAAACAGACCCACUCUGUGCAGAGUGCCGGCUGGUGCGACAGGACCCCUUGCCCCAGGACCUUGUGAUGUUCUUGCAUGCUCUCUGCUAUAAAGGGCCAGGCUUUGAGUACUUUUCACCAAUGCCUGCCUGGGCUCAGGAUGACUGGCAAGAGGGCUGAGGGCUGUGACCAAUGGAGGGGUUACUUCUUGGGUUGGAAGAGGAAUAGGCCAUGGGUAGUAGGAGCUGACCACAUACACUGUACUCAGUUUCUCAGGGGUGAGGUUGGGCUCUUAAAGGAACUGCUCAUACCUCCUUCUUUCUUCUCCCUCCAGCUACAGUUUGGGGACUUUUUUUGGUUUGUAAAUAGAUCUCUUUUUUUUCUAA